AUGGUCUUUGCUACUGGUAGCUUCUUAAAAAAGUUGCAGUCCGUCAUUCGUCAAUCAUAUUCAUUACAUUCCCCUAGCAUUAUGCAACAACCAUUGGGACGUCCAGUCAACGCCAAAACUUCCCUUCCCCCGGGCAUUCCCGGUUCACCCUUCGCCUACCUGCUGCUGCAAGUAACGCUAUUUCGUAACACCACACGUCGAUCUCUGCCUCUUAAGCACCUAGCAGUUCGAGUUGUCUGGUGGGGUGAGGAUAGUUCCGAUGGAGCUGCACUUCUCUUGCGUCCACGUAUUGCUCAGCACCCUGGCUCUCAGAAGGAGACACAAGUUCGCAGCCACACGCGAUACCCUGUGUGUGUGCCUCUGCACAAAAUGCACAGUUAUCUGGAAGAUAUGGGUUGCCUUUUCCUUGACGUUGUUGAUGAAUCAAACGGAGCAAUUAUAGGUCGAGGGAAGGUGGACAAUCUUGAACGGCUGACACCUCGAAAUCCAAUUAAAAGUGUUGUGGCUGUAGCGAAUGCUAGAGGCUCAAAAAUAGGUGAACUGACUGUCAGUCUGUCCUACGAGCUACUACAAGUCACUCAGUCUCACGGUAUCCGCAAGAAGCACCAAAGUCUGCCCCGAGUGACUGCUAUGUCUCUGAAACGCCUUCAAUCGGCAGUUCCCCAAACCUCCAUUUCGAAUCCGGCAAUUAAUGUGCUUGACACCGAAGAUCACAAUUUCGAGGCAGAGCCACUUUUCCGGAUACCCACGUUGGAUGGCACUGACGAAACAAGGGUUCAAAACACUGGUUUGGGUAAAGACACCGAAGUAAAAACCGCUCUGUUUGUGGAGGAGAACGAUGAAUUCGGCCUCGGUAUGGAGGAGGUGUUAGUACGUAUCCAAUCAGCCCUCGAAGAAAGUCGUCGAAUUCGUCAGCAGGUCUUGGGUGAAAUUAACACUGAGGCUGAGCGGAUGGAUGAAACACUUAUUACAAAGCCUGAUUCUCCCGACAUUCAUCAAUCCAAUGAAGAUGAAGAACUUGGGGUGGAGAAAAAAAGCGACUUCACUAUAAAUCAGGCAGAAACGCAACUAGGUUCUACAAUGAGUUCUCCACCUACGGAAAUGCACUUCGGCUUGCUUGAUGAUGUAAACGGUCUUUUUGACGAUGACUGUUGGGGCGCUUGUACAGACACAGAUCUGGAAAGGGAUGUCGUUAUUGACAACGCUCUUUUUCCUCGUCACAAUGUAGCCACACAGUCUGAAGCCAAUGUCAGCAACGAAGUUGAAGACCUUGACAACGUGGACAGGUCAGGUGGAGAGGUUGUCAAACAGACAAAAAAGUCAACUGUCGAAAAUUCACCCUCACUACCUCCGAAGAGUGCAGCACUAGAUCCACCUUGUGACUCUCCUCUAAGUGCAGUUCGUCUUACCUUCCGUCGGUUGACCUUUCCUAUGCAAAUGUGGAAUGCGAUGGGCACAGUCAUGACAGCGCUGGCCGCUAAGGAAAGAAAAAAAUCCUCCCACCUUGCAAAUCAACAUCAGCGACAGUUGCAGCAUGUCAGUAACAUGAAGGGAGAUGAAGAUCGGAGGCCUCUGCAACGUCGAAUCAUGCUGGCGAAUCAACAGCAGAAGCCACGAUUCAUGGAUGGUGCUGGAGGAGUAAUUAGGCUGAAAGAUGGUUUGCAGAGGUCCAAAACUGGUCGAAUUGUACAAAAAAGAUCUACUGAUAAGUCGCCAAUCAAAGGGAUGUCCAUUCAAGCGGCAAAGGCUCCCAGUAACAAAUCCUGGGAUUUGUAUCUAGAAAUACUGGUUCCUACCGAUCUGGUUGAUGAGGAAUCAAACACGGGUUUGUCUUUUCAACCCCUGAUAGAAGAUCUGACCCUCUGGUGCCAACGUAUUCAUCUUUGCCGAGGCAUUUCCAAGCAUUCUGCUCCUAAUUUCCCUUCCACUUCCACGUCUAGUGCCCCCGUGGUCAUCAUCGUUCCACAGCGUGGUAUGAAUGGAGAUAACUCACUACCACCGGAGGCUCUCGUUUUGUCCUCCAAUCAAAAUGAUAAUCUUGAAAUUCUUCCAAUCCGUUUGCAAAUUUUUUGCAAACCUCCGCUUGUAACGCCUAAUGGUCCAAUAAUUAUGCUCGUUGGCAGCAUCGAAUUACCCUUCCAUGCACUCAUCUCCUCCCUCUACCACACCUCGCCUUCUAAUCCUUCCGAACCGCCGAAGGCUUCACCAAAGACUCUUCGGGUGUGCAUCGAUUUUGCAGAACCAGUGAGGCAGCUUCUGUUAGAAUUAUUGGGAGAAGGGGAUUCGGUGAAUCUGUUGAAGAACUCCUUCGGUUUCAUAAAUGUAGAACCAAUUUGGGCGACGUCAGUCAAUAGUUCGAUACCGCAGGUGGUACAGAAAACCAGUCCCAUGCAGGAAAACUUGCUUAAUCAAGGAGAUUCCUUACCAUCUACGAACCUGAAAGACGCCACACCUCCCAGUCCCUUUCAACUCGAUGUUCUACUAAACGUUCGCGAAGCACGCGAUCUCCAUUCGCCCCAAUCAAACGGUCGUCUGCAGCACUCCUUCCUCGUCAUACGAAUUCCGUGGUGCAGUGAAGAGACUCUCGUAGACCAGCGAAUUGUCUACAAGACCAAACGCUUUCACUCCGCUAUUUCGUGGGGCUCUGGGGCCACACCUGCCUUCCACUUCGGGCUCAGGGCUUCUGCUUUACUUUCAGAGGAUCAGAUGGUUCGCUUAUCAAAGGCCUUCAUCGCUGUUGAGGUGUGGGAACGACACACGGGUUGUGGAGCGGAGAGGGAUGAGAUUAUUGGUCUGGCCAAGGUCAUGACCUUGGGGCUUGCCUCGCUUUACCCAUUGAAUGUGUCCUCGAAGAGAGUAACCGAGUCUCGCGUUCCCCUCCUUCAAGAAGAGGCCUGGCUCCAAGUGGCUUCGCCUUCAACGGGUCAGGUUUGUGGUCAGUUACGGACUCGAUUUUCCGCUGGAACAGCCAAUCAAAUCUCUGUCUUGCUUGAGGUUGAUCGAGAAACUGCAGUGGCAGGAUGUACCGAUUGGCGGUGCAUUGAUUUCAUUCGAUGGAAAGAGCCCAGUAUCAUAAGUGGUAGUCGUGACUCCUGUUGUUAUUCGCGUCAGUCACAUGGCAACGAGGAAUAUGAUUGCGCAUCAAGCCUUGAGGAACUGAUUAGCAUUUCUGUUAAGCACUCCCUGGACAUAAGCCUACUCUCGCUGACAGAUUUUCGUCCAAGUUUGUCGGAGAGCCUGCAGAAGGAGUUAGGAGCUGAUAUGUUUCUAUUCAACGACUGCGAUUGUUUCAUCCAAUAUAUGAUCCCUAGUGAUCUGGAGACAAAUUCCUCAAUAUUUCGUAGUCCCCUUCGACCACUACAACCACUUCUUCAACCCACAGACAUCCGUCAGUCUCCUCUGUCUAAAGAUGUAGAAAAGUAUCGAAAGAGUUCAAAUGACGAGAAGCCUACGAGGGACGUGCAUAGUGGAGUUGAAGUGGAGUGGAAAGAAGGUUCCUUACACGAAUCCCACUCCCACACCUUCGUCAUUGAGGCGAGCAGUGAGAAGAAUAUCUUAAACAGCGCUAACCGUCUGGACAGUCUCGCUUUUCUCGUCUGGCUGGGGCGAGGAACGAAAUCAUCAGAAAGCGGAAUUCCCUUUGAAUUUUGGCUGCGCCUCUACUCUCCAAAGCUACGAGAUAUAUGCGUUGCUCGUGGAGUGCUUCCAUGGGACCUCCUGGAACAUCAUAUCAUGCCACCUCCUAUAAUUCCUUCUUCCAUUAAGAGCCUAAAGAAACUCGACGAUUUCUUACCAGAAUGGAGUCGAGAUCUUUCUCGGCACUCGUUAUCGCUCUUCGAUGUCCUUUCCAAUAAGCUUUCGGCGCGUCUCUUUCUCAAUAUUGUAUACAGGCUCAAAACCACCAUUCGGCACCUUUCAGGUACAAUUAUCAAUGAUCCUGGCGAAAGCAGAGCCACUUGUGUUCUCUGUCAUCCGCGCGCAGCACUCCAUCUUGCCCCUUCUACCGCGCGCCCAGGCAUCCAUCUUCACGUCAAUCUCCUCGCCUUGUCAGGUCUGAAAGCAGCCGCUUCUGGCCUAGGUGGAACUGCGCGCCUCCAACUGCGAAUGCAUUGCCUCCUCCUUCUCCCCCCCGCCAAAUGUUUGCAUCAUGCUAAUCCGCCUCGUCUUCUGGCUACAACGGUGUCCAAAACACCACUCACCGCGUUUCAUGCAAGUCAGGAAGAACUGAAGAUGCGGUUGGAUGUGUUGCUUCCACUAGGAUGGACAUAUACAACGUCUUCCUCUCAUGAGUGCCUGCCGCCUCAUAAGAAUGCGGGAGGGAAGGAAAAUUUCACAAACUUUUCACUCGCCGAGGCGCUAGCUUACGGUCGGAUGGAGAUGGCUGACAGAGAGGCAUGGCUUUGUGGACGCGUUAAGCGACCCUGUCUGGUGAUCCAACUGGAUGUCUGGGAAAUGGAAGAUGUAGAUGAUUCCAACCUCAUCGAAGAUCAACUCACCUUCUGGAACAUCAACUACGACAUUGAAAGUGAUAUGAAAAUGGGUUUGGCUGGUAACUUCUUUCCACUAGCCAGCUGUCGGGUGCCUCUAAGUGAUCUUCUCUUCUCAGGUGUUUUAACACCUCGCUGGUUCACUCUUCUUCAAACUCCCUCAUCACCAUCCAGAUUACCAGAACCGGUUCGUCGUUACCAUUUGGCGGGUGCUUUUGAAUUGUCUGCAAGUCUUGGGGCAGUAUCGACACGAAGGAAGGUUCUUGAAGAGGUAGUUUCACAGGCUUCGCCGAUGGCUCUUCAGUCUCUGCAUUCUCUGGGGUUCGAUCUGGCUGUUGGAUCUGUUUCAAGGAUCUGUUUAAGCCCAAAGAGUGCUGGAAUGAACGACGAAAAACGCCAGCUCGCUCUCUACUUCUCGGCGGCUCAUCUACCCACAGAAGAGUCGCUUUUAAGUCCAGACGAGCUGGAAACCUGUGAAGAACGCGGACUGCAAGGAUACUUCUUCGCACGUGCCGUGAUGGACUCCGACUUCCAGAUGUCCAAUAGCCAUCCACUCCCACGAAGCUCCAAUAAGUUGGCAGGCAAUGGUGAUAGAGGUGUUGUGAUGUUCCAAGAUUGCCUCACUUUCCGUGCUUCAAUUACACCUCGAUCUAAAAAUGCGGUCUUGGAAGUGCAGAUUUGGGCUAAAUGGCUCUCAAGGAAAGAUUCUUCGCCUCGUGCUAACUCUUUUGACACAAUCGGAGUUCCAGCUCCACGUUUUCUGGGGUCCCUACAACUACCCCUCUUCGAACUCCUGAGAAGUGAAACAUCUAAGGACCUUCCAGAAGCUUUCCACUGGUCAUUCCUCCGAGAUGACUCAUCGUGGGAUUUGACGUCAAAUCAUGAUCGCUUUCCUGUCUAUCCAUUGUUUCAGCCUUCUGUGGAUAACUUGAAUGACAACUGGAUUGCAGUCAAAAUUUACAGUUCUCCCUUAGCGACCACAAAGGAAGAACUGAUGCAUGACUUCAAAAUCUCACGAGUUGGCACAAUCACAGAACGCGGUGCUCUCGUCUGGUUUUCCGACGCUCAAGCUAACAAAAAUCUGCCCGUUUUGUACAGCACUGUUGACAGAGAUGCGUCUCCUACGAAAGUGGAAUCGUUUCCAGCCUACGUACAUCUGGAGCGCGCAAAUAGACUCGUAUCCGAUGCCACACGACUCGAUCGCUCGAGUGUGGAGACCUUUGCGACUUUUGUGGUGGCUGAUGAAAACCGUGUGGAGAUGGGUGCACAACGCGUGGUUGUGACACCCCUAGCAAGCCACCGUGCCUCACCUGUCUGGAAUUACCGCCGUUAUGUCCGCCUGCCUCUUGCCCUUACCACCACAGGGUCACAGUCUAAGUUAAAUGUGACCCCAAAAAAAGCAUAUUCUGCUUCCAUCUUGGUGGCCUAA
Molecule: messenger RNA, 5916 nt
Organism: Echinococcus granulosus
Lineage: Eukaryota; Metazoa; Platyhelminthes; Cestoda; Cyclophyllidea; Taeniidae
Product: C2 domain-containing protein 3
Exons: 27
Coding region: 1-5916 (1971 amino acids)
Biological process (GO): centriole elongation; cilium assembly
Cellular component (GO): centriolar satellite; centriole
Source: RefSeq, a predicted model, not a curated record